Molecule: messenger RNA, 5052 nt
Organism: Myotis daubentonii (Daubenton's bat)
Lineage: Eukaryota; Metazoa; Chordata; Mammalia; Chiroptera; Vespertilionidae
Product: receptor-type tyrosine-protein phosphatase S-like
Source: RefSeq, a predicted model, not a curated record
AUGGUGGCACCCAUAUGUUCCAAUUCUAUGGGAACAUAUGCACAGGUGACCCAGAGCGCCUCAUUUGGAUAUACCAAUACAGACGUCAAAGGAUUCCCGGGUGAUUCUAAUGUGGAGCCCAACGGGCUGAUCCGGGGCUACAGGAUCUACUACACCAUGGAGCCCGAGCACCCCGUGGGCAACUGGCAGAAGCACAACGUGGACGGCCGCCUGCUGACCACGGUGGGCAGCCUGCUGGAGGAUGAGACCUACACCGUGCACAUGCUGGCCUUCACCUCCGUGGGCGACGGGCCCCUCUCGGACCCCAUCCAGGUCAAGACGCAGCAGGGAGUGCCAGGCCAGCCCAUGAACUUCCGGGCCGAUGCCAAGUCUGAGACGAGCAUCGGGCUCUCAUAGCCCCCACAGCAGAAGAGCAUCGUCAAGUAUGAGCUCCUGUUCCGGGAAGGCGACCACGGCAGAGAGGUCGGGAGGACCUUCGACCCCGCCACAGCGUUCGUGGUAGACAACCUCAAGCCCAACACGGAGUAUGCCUUCCGCCUGGCGGCACGCUCCCCACAGGGCCUGGGCGCCUUCACCUCGGUGGUGCGGCAGCGCACCCUGCAGUUCAAACUGUCUGCCUCCCCUCAAGAUGUUAAGUGUGUCAGCACACGCUCCACGGCCAUUUUGUUAAGUUGGCGCCCGCCACCGCUGGAAACACACAAUGGGGCCCUGCUGGAAACACACAACGGGGCCCUGGUGAGCUAUAGCGUCCGCUACCGACCGCUGGGCUCAGAGGACCCGCAACCCAAGGAGAUGAACGGCAUCCCCCCCCCGACCUCCACUCAGAUCCUGCUGGAGGCACUGGACAAGUGGACGGAGUACCGCAUCACGACUGUUGCUCAUACAGAGGUGGGACCAGGGCCCGAGAGCUCGCCCGUGGUCAGCCGUACCCGGAAGGUGGAGGCGGAGGCGCUCAACGCCACGGCCAUCCGCGUGCUGUGGCGCUCACCCUUGCCAGGCCUGCAGCAUGGCCAGAUCCACGGCUACCAAGUCCACUACGUGCGCAUGGAGGGCGCCGAGGCCCGGGGGCCACCGCGAAUCAAGGACAUCAUGCUGGCUGAUGUCUAGGAGAUGGUCAUCACAAACCUGCAGCCUGAGACCACCUACUCCAUCACUGUAGCUGCCAACACUAUGAAAGGCGAUGGCGCUCGCAGCAAACCCAAGGUGGUAGUGACCAAAGGAGCAGUGCUGGGCCGCCCCACCCUGUCGGUGUAGCAGACCCCCAAGGGCAGCCUGCUGGCACGCUGGGAGCCCCCAGCUGGCACCACUGAGGACCAGGUACUGGGCUACCGCCUGCAGUUCGGCCGAGAGGACUCGUCACCCCUGGCCACGCUGGAGUUCCUGCCCACCGAAAACCACUACACGGCGUCAGGCGUGCACAAGGGGGCUACGUAUGUCUUCCGGCUGGCAGCCCGCAGCCGAGGUGGCCUGGGCGAGGAGGCGGCGGAGGUCCUGAGCAUCCCAGAGGACACACCCCGCGGCCAUCCGCAGAUCCUCGAGGUGGCUGGCAACGCCUCUGCUGGCACCGUCCUGCUGCGCUGGCUGCGGCUGGUGCCUGCGGAGCGCAACGGGGCCAUCGUCAAGUUCAAGUACACGGUGGCGGUCCGGGAGGCCGGUGCCCUGGGCCCCGCCCGGGAGACUGAGCUGCUGGCAGCGCCCGAGCCAGGUGCUGAGAACGUGCUCACCCUGCAGGGCCUCAAGCCCGACACGGCCUAUGACCUCCAAGUGCGGGCCCACACGCCAGGCCCCGGCCCAUACAGCCCCCCUGUCCGCUACCGGACGUUCCUGCGGGACCAAGUGUCACCCAAGAACUUCAAGGUGAAGAUGAUCAUGAAGACGUCGGUCCUGCUCAGCUGGGAGUUCCCUGACAACUACAACUCUCCCACACCCUACAAGAUCCAGUACAAUGGGCUCACACUGGAAGUGGAUGGCCGCACCACCAAAAAGCUCAUCACGCACCUCAAGCCCAACACCUUCUACAACUUCGUGCUGACCAACCGCGGCAGCAGCCUGGGCGGCCUCCAGCAGACGGUCACGGCCUGGACUGCCUUCAACCUGCUCAGCGGUAAGCCCAGCGUGGCCCCCAAGACCAGUACCGACGGCUUCAUCAUGGUGUAUCUUCCCGACGGCCAGAGCCCCGUGCCCGUCCAGAACUACUUCAUUGUGAUGGUGCCGCUGCGCAAGUCUCGCGAUGGCCAGUUCCUGACCCCACUGGGCAGCCCGGAGGACAUGGACCUGGAGGAGCUCAUCCAGGUCAUCUCCCCGCUGCAGAGGCGCAGCCUGCGGCACUCACGCCAGCUCGAGGCGCCUCGGCCCUACAUCGUGGCUCGCUUCUCCGUGCUGCCCCCCACCUUCCAGCCCGGGGACCAGAAGCAGUACGGCGGCUUUGACAACAGAGGCCUGGAGCCUGGCCACAGCUACAUUCUCUUCGUGCUUGCCGUGCUGCAGAAGAGCAAGCCCACAUUCGCUGCCAGUCCCUUCUUAGACCCCUUCCAGUUGGAAAACCCGGACCCCCAGCCCAUCGUGGACAGCGAGGAGGGGCUCAUCUGGGUGAUCAGGCUUCUGGCUAUGGUCUUCAUCAUCUGCAUCGUUAUUGCCAUCCUGCUCUACAAGAACAAACCUGACAGUAAACGCAAGGACUCGGAGCCCCGCACCAAAUGCCUGCUGAACAACGCCGACCUUGCCCCCCACCAUCCCAAGGACCCCGUGGAAAUGAGGCACAUUAACUUCCAGACACCAGGCAUGCUUAGCCACCCACCGAUCCCCAUCUCAGACAUGGCGGAGCACACGGAGCGCCUCAAGGCUAAUGACAGCCUCAAGCUCUCCCAGGAGUACGAGUCCAUUGACCCAGGCCAGCAGUUCACGUGGGAGCAUUCCAACCUGGAAGUGAACAAGCCCAAGAACCGCUAGGCCAACGUCAUUGCCUAUGACCACUCCCACGUCAUCCUCCAGCCCAUCGAAGGCAUUGUGGGCAGCGAUUACAUCAAUGCCAACUAUGUGGACGGCUACCAACGGCAGAAUGCGUACAUCGCCAUGCAGGGGCUGCUGCCCGUGACCUUCGGAGACUUCUGGCGCAUGGUGUGGGAGCAGCGCUCGGCCACCAUUGUCAUGAUGACCUGGCUAGAGGAGAAAUCGCGGGUCAAAUGUGAUCAGUACUGGCCCAACAGGGGCACGGAGACCUACGGCUUCAUCCAGGUAACGCUGCUGGACACCACCGAGCUGGCCACAUUCUGCGUGCGGACCUUCUCCCUGCACAAGAACAGCUCCAGCGAGAAGCCUGAAAUCCGCCAGUUCCAGUUCACAGCGUGGCUGGACCACGGGGUGCCCGAGUACCCAACCCCAUUCCUGGCUUUCCUACAGAGAGUCAGAGUCAAGACCUGCAACGCCCCCGAUGCCGGCCCCGUUGUGGUCCACUGCAGUGUCAGGGUGGGCCGCACGGGCUGCUUCAUCGUCAUCGACGCCAUGCUGGAGCGCCUCAAGCCAGAGAAGACGGUGGACGUGUACAGCCACGUGACACUCAUGCGGUCCCAGCACAACUACAUGGUGCAGACCGAGGACCAGUACAGCUUCAUCCACGAGGCCCUGCUGGAGGCCGUGGGCUGCGGCAACACGGAGGUGCCCGCCCACAGCCUCUACACCUACAUCCAGAAGCUGGCCCAGGUGGAGCCCGGCGAGCACUUCACCGGCAUGGAGCUCGAGUUCAAGCGACUAGCCAACUCCAAAGCCCACACAUCUCGCUUCAUCAAUGCCAGUCUGCCUUGUAACAAGUUCAAGAACCGCCUGGUCAACAUCAUGCCGUACAAGAGCACGCGGGUCUGCCUGCAGCCCAUCCGGGGCAUGGAGGGCUCCGACUACAUCAAUGCCAGCUUCAUCGAUGGCUACAGGCAGCAGAGGGCCUACAUCGCCAUGCAGGGGCCGCUGGCGGAGACCACGUAGGACUUCUGGCGCAUGCUGUGGGAGAACAACUCCACCAUCAUGGUGAUGCUCACCAAGCUGCGGGAGAUGGGCCGGGAAAAAUGUCACCAGUACUGGCCGGCCGAACGCUCUGCUCGCUACCAGUACUUUGUGGUGGAUCCAGUAGCGGAGUACAACAUGCCACAGUACAUCCUGCGGGAAUUCAAGAUCACGGACGCCCGGGACAGCCAGUCGCGGACCGUCCGGCAGUUCCAGUUCACGGACUGGCCGGAGCAGGGCGUGCCCAAGUCGGGGGAGGGCUUCAUUGACUUCAUCCGCUAAGUGCACAAGACCAAGGAGCAUUUCGGCCAGGACGGCCUCUCUGUCCACUGCAGUGCCGGAGUGGGCAGGACCGGCAUCUUCAUCACGUUCAGCAUCGUGCUGGAGCGGAUGCGGUAUGAAGGCGUGGUGGACAUCUUCCAGACGGUGAAGAUGCUGCGGACCCAGAGGCUGGCCAUGAUGCAAACGGAGGACGAGUACCAGUUCUGUUACCAGGUCGCCCUGGAGUACCUGGGAAGCUUUGACCACUAUGCAACCUAAAGCCAUGGUCGCCUGGCCGAACUCCAAGGUUCCAGACACCUCUGCCCGAGCCGGGUGGGGCCCGGGAGGCCUGGACCCCCCUGGCGGCAGCGUUUCUACACGGUCUCUGGGAAAGACGCGGCCCCCAGCAACCUCCCUGGCACCGGCUGCCGCAUUCAAAUACUUACCACAUUCCUCGUUUCCUUCUGAUUCCAAAAUGAGCAAUUCCGGGGUGGGGGGUGGGGGGGUGAGCAAAUGGCGGUUCUUCCCAGAACCAGAGGAGGGCAGGGGCCAUGAACUUGACCCCUCGUCCCCCCCCCCCGCCCCCAGAUAGCCUUCCAGCCCUGCACUCUGGGGGCGCCGGGCUGGGAGGGCAGAAUUCAGCUUUCUUUUCUCCCUGAAACUGUCCAGUGACAUUUUCUUUUUUUUAAAUAGCAUAUUUUUUUUUCCAAUUUUUUUUAAAAAGAAGAAACAAACUGAAAAAAAAGUGACUUGCAGUCAAUGAAUUUAAAAAGAAAAACCUUGCUUAUUCCUGUUACA